This is a messenger RNA of Puntigrus tetrazona (Sumatra barb), 1840 nucleotides long. It is a transcript of the gene map1lc3b, whose product is annotated as microtubule-associated protein 1 light chain 3 beta. The transcript has 4 exons. Gene Ontology annotation, cellular component: autophagosome; cytosol; autophagosome membrane. Lineage: Eukaryota; Metazoa; Chordata; Actinopteri; Cypriniformes; Cyprinidae. Gene Ontology annotation, molecular function: ubiquitin protein ligase binding. The record is from RefSeq and is a predicted model, not a curated record. Bases 147 to 524 code for a protein of 125 amino acids. Gene Ontology annotation, biological process: autophagosome assembly; macroautophagy; cellular response to nitrogen starvation.
GGGUAAGACGGAGCGGCGACGCGCGCCCCGAAUAUACCGUUUCGCGUUAUUAAAAACAUAACAGGUCGGCAUCUGUUCAGAGACAGAGAGGCAAAGAAAUUAGGCAGGUCUGCCUAAAGAAAACGGCGUCUAAUCUGAUUCUAAACAUGCCUUCGGAAAAGACGUUUAAACAAAGGAGGACGUUUGAGCAGCGGGUGGAGGAUGUACGGCUGAUCCGGGAACAGCAUCCAAGCAAGAUCCCAGUCAUCAUCGAGAGAUACAAGGGAGAAAAGCAAUUGCCAAUUCUUGAUAAAACUAAGUUUUUAGUUCCCGACCACGUAAACAUGAGCGAACUUAUUAAGAUCAUCAGGAGACGCCUGCAGCUCAACUCCAACCAGGCUUUCUUCCUCCUCGUCAAUGGUCACAGCAUGGUAUCUGUGUCCACCGCGAUUUCUGAGGUCUACGAACGCGAGAGAGACGAGGACGGCUUCCUGUACAUGGUCUACGCUUCCCAGGAGACAUUUGGAACUGCAUGUCCCCAGUAAAAAAAAAAAUGGCAAAACGAUUGGCUUUCACUCUCGGACAUUGAUACAACCUACCCUGAACUCUUGUGACCUCUCCCUUGCAAAUAUCCCUAUUCCAUUUCCCAUCCCUAUCCAAACCGGAACCAACUGAACUUUCAGUCAUUUGGCUCACCGAUCCCAGCCAUUAUCCAAAGCUAAAUCCUAACUUCCCACAUCUCAGCCCUUUAACCUCAGCUCCCUCUAAAUAAUUAGAGUUUUAAUAAAGGACGUUACAGGUUGCAGGACAGGUUAUAGUUAUUUGGACUAAUGAUUCUAGAUAUACUCAACAUAAAGCUUGAAGGAAAGACUUCUGGGUGUAGAGAUGGAAACGUCUCAAUUUCUUAGUGGUUGAAUUUCCGAAAUGUCAUUUAGUGAAACGUUAGGCGGCCAAAUAGAGGUAAUCCGUCAGGUUGGUUUUAGCUUGGAGGGGUCGCGUUGCCGCCAAUGCACUCUGGUGACCUUUAACCCCUCCCGCUGUUCGUCAAAUCUCUUUAUUUGUCGAGUCGACAGCCUUUCCUCACCUGUAGGUGACUAACUGUUUUCCGCUGUUCCACUUUCCUAUUAGAAGCAAUUCUGUCUUUUUACCUCCCCCCCCUCAAGCUUUUUCCUAAUUGGAUCAUGAGCGUUGAGGUUCUCGGAUUUCACAAGUCAAGGUUCAAACAAUGUCCUACUUGCCUUGAUGAAAUCUGAAGUAUGAGGAAAUAAACAGUAAGCGAUUUAUAAUACAAGAAAUUCUGCUUUGAUUGUAGUGUGAAGCUUUAAAAAGGAAGGAAAAUGUAAUUAUAUUCAAAUGGUACAUGGAGCGAAUGAAUGUGGCUUUUAGAGAUUUUGGCCCAAGUUUGACGGGGCAGCUCAACCACGGACAUGAACGCUGCCCGAACGUCCUUGCUCUUUUAGGUGCACGCUUUUAGACUUUUCAAUUUCAUUAGAGGAUUAUUUAUGCCUUUAUAAAUACAUAACCAUGAGCUGUUGUACUCUUUCCAUCUGUAUGUCUUACAGUAAACUGUACAGAUAAGCUUAGAUGCCUUUUCUCCCGAGCAUUUAAUUGCCGUUUGUCUUGCUCUUAUUUAAAGAGAUGUUAUUUUUUGUUGUUUUGUUCUUGUAAAAAAAACAAUUCAUAUGUGCUACUAUUGUGCAAUUUACAAAAGUGACUGUUUUGUUUGAAUGAGAGUUUAACUUUAAAGGAUUAUCAGCCCAUUAUCGAACUAAGCUCAUUUAUGUAUUUCUCCUGCUCAGAUUUACAGCAAUAUCACACUUCUAUUUCUGUCGAUAUUUUAAAAAUAAAAGAGAAAUAUGCA